This is a messenger RNA of Nothobranchius furzeri (turquoise killifish), 7349 nucleotides long. It is a transcript of the gene map3k2, whose product is annotated as mitogen-activated protein kinase kinase kinase 2. The record is from RefSeq and is a predicted model, not a curated record. Gene Ontology annotation, biological process: protein phosphorylation. Gene Ontology annotation, molecular function: protein kinase activity; ATP binding; protein binding. NCBI's taxonomy places the organism in Eukaryota, Metazoa, Chordata, Actinopteri, Cyprinodontiformes, Nothobranchiidae.
GAUUUGUUGUAUAUUACAAUGGCUGUUGGCAGGACGGAUCUCCAGUAGCGGUCAGUGUUGCAGCGAAACUGAAGAAGCCUCUGACUGAAGACACUCUUCCGUUGUCGGACAGUCUUGUGAAGAGAACGCUCAGGGUUGUCCAUAAUUUUCUUGAUUCUCUGGAGAAUCCUUCUUUGCAUUAUCUCCUCCAGCGGUUCCCGAACAGCCGAAACUCUGGCUGAGUCCUUGAAAGGGCUUGGAGUUCCUCCAUCUUGUUGACCAGUGAUCUCACAUUGCCCAUUAUGAUCGAUGGAAGAGAUGGUUUGAAUUUCCUCUCUCUCUGUGUCUCCGUUUUGCUCACGCUCUGCACCCACGCUUCUUGCAUUUUAGCUCAUUUGGGAUUUGUGGCUUCAGUUGAGGUAUUAUUUCAGCCUUUCCAAUGUUAAUCAGCUGCUCCCGAUUGUAAACCAGCUUGUUGCCAUGGUUACGCAUCAUAACAAAUGCUCAAAAAGUGAAAAAAGCUAAAAAAAAAAUAGCAGUAAAAAUCCUCCAAGCUUCACAGCACCAGAAACAGAAAAGUAAAGUGUCCAAAAAAUAGUUUUUCUUGAGAAACUAGAAGAGAAAAUGCUCAAGAAAAGGCUAAACUUACAUAUAGUCAACAGAGCUACUCCAACAUGCAGCCACCCAGAGCAGCGCAGUUCCGGAAAAAAAGUCACUGGAAUGAAUCAGAUAAUGAGUGGGCCUAGUGUGUGUGGAACAGCAAGUCACACUGGAUGGCAUUUGAAUGACCUGAAUUGACCUUGAGUAUCGUUUGCUUUGAAUUUAAAUUAUGAGGAAAUGUGACUUGUCUAAAUGGAAGCUUAAUUUAUACUAUAAAACACUGUGUUUACAACUUAUUUAAUAAAUUGAAACUGAAAUGAAGCUCCAAACAAAUGCUCAAAAAUCUAAUAAAUAUUUUUACUUGUCAUGUUUGUAUGAUGUUUCUGUUGGACCCUCAGUGAGGUUAGGGGUUAACACUAGUUAAGCUUCUCAAAAUAAAAGUACUUUUGGUUAACAUUUGUUUCAAAAUAAAACACAGAACGCCACUUUGCCUUCCACCACGAGACGUGCUGCUUUUAUUUUAUAAACACGGCGUAAUUAUUUCCGGUGUGUUUUUAAUCGUACAUGUUAGCUCGAUGAAACUAGGGGUCAGCAUCGAGCAAGGUACAGUUAAGCAGGCUGUGUAGCACAACAAAAUGAGAUCUGUGGAUUGAAUUAGCCUUUGAACUGUCGCACUGGAGUGUAGCGUGCCGAACAUAAUAAAUAUCACCCUGUCACUUCCCCUCCUGGAGAGACGAAGCGGCUGAACCAACAGCUACCGGGCCUCGUCGUCGUGGCCCAGCAAGACUCGAGUGAAGUUGACAGCGGACUGACAAACUUCUGCUUCCUCCAGCGGCUCUCCACAGGGCCCGGGGCUCCUGUCACCGGUCCUGUGGUUGAGGAAAUAAACCGAGAUUAAAUUAUUCAUCAGGAGAAAGGAAUCCCUUUGAUGGGAGAGUCUUCUAUCCUGGCCUCCUGGGUCAAUUGCCGUGCCAUGAUGAUGGAUGAGCAGGAGGCCCUGAACUCCAUCAUGCAGGACUUGGCCGAACUGCAACGCUCCAGCCGCCCUGCUACCUUCCUGUCGGACCUAGGCAAACCCAAAGCCUCCUCGCCCAAGAACCAGAAUGAUGUGAGAGUGAAGUUUGAAUUUAAAGGAGAGAAAAGGAUCUUACAGUUUCCUCGACCCGUCAAGCUGGAAGAUCUGAAGGCCAAAGCUAAAGUGGCUUUUGGUCAGACGAUGGACCUUCAUUACACCAACAAUGAGUUGAUGAUUCCGUUGACCACCCAGGAUGAUCUGGACAAGGCUGUGGAGCUGCUGGAUCGCAGCGUUCACAUGAAGAGCCUGAAGAUCCUCCUGGUGCUCCAGAACCCUUCCUCCAGCAUGGACCUUCUGCCGUCCCACGAGGAGCUGGACAACACGGGGUUCAGGGCUUUGACAGGUUCCCACUCCACAGACCGGAGCUCCCCUCCUCCAGGAUACAUUCCCGACGCUCUCCACCAGGUUGCGAGGAACGGCUCCUUCACCAGCAUCAACAGCGAGGGGGAGUUCAUCCCUGAGAGCAUGGAUCAGAUGUUGGAUCCGCUGUCCAUGAGUAGUCCGGAGAACUCGGCAUCUGGAAGCUGUCCCUCUUUGGACAGUCCUCUGGACAGCGACUAUCCUAAGUCCAGGAUGCCUAGAGCUCAGAGUUACCCGGACAAUCACCAGGACUUUCCAGAGUACGACCAUCCUGUGUUUGAGAAGUCGGGGAAAGGCGGGACGUAUCCUCGUAGAUACGGGAUUACCUUCGGUCUUCAGGAUUACAGUGACGGAAGGAAGACGUUCCCUCGGGCUCGGCGAACGCAGGUUCACAAUUUCCGCUCACCCGUCAGUUUCAGCCCGACGGAGCAGUCGCCCAGCACCAGCAGCGGCAGCAGCGUCUUCACCCCCGACCUGGAGGAGGCUCCCGGACCCACCAGGAGACGGAGAGACAGCGACAUCGAGCCAAACCCCAACCCGUCUACAGCUCCAACCCUCUCGGUCAUGGACAUCAGCCCCCCCAGCCGCUCUCCACGCGCCCCAACCAACUGGCGGCUGGGGAAGCUCCUGGGUCAGGGGGCUUUCGGACGAGUCUUCCUGUGCUACGAUGCGGAUACGGGACGAGAACUGGCAGUUAAACAGGUCCAGUUCGACCCAGAGAGUCCAGAAACCAGCAAGGAGGUGAGCGCGUUGGAGUGUGAGAUCCAGCUCCUGAAGAACUUGUGCCACGAGCGGAUCGUUCAGUACUACGGCUGUUUGAGGGACAGCAUGGAGCGGACGCUGUCCAUCUUCAUGGAGCACAUGCCAGGAGGUUCCAUUAAGGACCAGCUGAAGUCGUACGGAGCGCUGACGGAAAACGUGACACGGCGCUACACACGGCAGAUCCUGGAGGGGGUCUCCUACCUGCAUGGAAACAUGAUCGUGCACAGAGACAUCAAAGGGGCCAACAUCCUGCGAGACUCUGUGGGGAACGUGAAGCUGGGGGACUUUGGGGCCAGCCGGCGGCUGCAGACCAUCUGCCUGUCAGGGACCGGGAUGAAAUCGGUGACAGGGACGCCAUACUGGAUGAGUCCGGAGGUCAUCAGUGGAGAGGGGUAUGGCAGGAAGGCCGACAUCUGGAGUGUCGGCUGCACCGUGGUGGAGAUGCUGACUCAGCGGCCUCCGUGGGCGGAGUUUGAGGCCAUGGCAGCCAUUUUUAAAAUUGCUACCCAACCCACCAACCCGGUGCUGCCCGCCCACGUGUCGGACCACUGCAGAGAGUUUCUCAAACGGAUCUUUGUAGAGACCAAGCAGCGGCCGUCGGCAGACGAGCUGCUGAGGCACAUCUUUGUACAUUAACCCUAAUAACUGAAGCCCCGCCCACCUGCAGAGCUGCCAAAUACAGCCUUACCUGAAGGGGCGGUCCCACUGCUUACUCCGCACCUUCUGCCUUCACUCUGAGACCACAUUGGACCGGGAAGGACAGGCUGGAGGGUGGUUGGGUGUUCUGGCAAUAGAGGAAUUGAUUGAUUUUAGUUUAUUUUUUGACUACUUGCACCUUAAGUUCUCGACCGGUGAGAAGUCCAGCACUUCCUCCUGAAGUGACCGAUAACUCUUUGGAAGCGGUUCUUUUUUUAUGUUGUAUGAUUCCUCUCCUCCAUACCCUGGAGGGGGGGGCGUGUCGGUGUUGUGGACCUGCAGGAGCUGAGGCCCGACUCUGGGGAUGCCCCUCACCCCUAUCUCGCUGACCCGACCCCAGAAUGUAACCUCCUGCCAGAGCCCAGAGCGGCGCUGAUGACCUGGACCUGCUGCUUCCGAGGAAACCCUGGCUGCAGAGAUCCCUCCCUGAGGAGUUUCUGCUCUCCGGCCUCAGUCUUCGUCUCUUCUUCAGCUCCGUCUUUGCCGUGUGCCUUUUCUGUUUUUAAACGUGUCGGAAUGAGUCUGGAUUCUGCUGUCGCUCCGUCGUGUUUCUCCUCCUGGAUGAACCAACCUCCUACAUGCUGUUAGACCAGAACCAGCUGAUCUCAGGUCAGUUUCUGUAACAGCUGGAAUGUUUCCGAUCCUGGCUCGGCUCGUUUGGAUCACAUGUAACCAAAUAUCCCUCAGGCGUGCUGUUUGGAAAGUUCUCGGAUUAGGAUCAGUUCCUGCUGUUCAGAACGUAGAAAGCCCCGGUGUCGAAGUCGAUGAGCUAUUUAGACGUUUGUGUGACCAAACCUUAACUGUCACAAAUGAUGGAUGAAGGUGUUUUUAUUUAUUUAGUCCCAACAGCCCUUUUAAAAAAAUACCAUGCGGGCCAAUCAUAAUGCUGCUGAUACGGUGUGUGUUAUGAACGCACCGUGGCGGCAUGGCGUUGCGGGAAUUUUGCGGCGUUCGUGCCACCACGCUUGAUAGUAAUGUUGCCACAACACCGGACUUGUAAACGCAUAUUACGUCUUGACGUGUGGAGUAACUGUCAUUGAAAAUGAAGUUUUGCUUUUGUAAUCAGAACCAGCUGAGAUGAUUAACUGGAGCGAUGCCGAGCUCCGGGAGUUUCUCUCUGUUAGAGCUGGAGCUCAGAUCACCAGAGACAGCACGGGGGCUGUGGAGGACAGACACCUUUAGGAGCAGCUUAUCAAAAAACUUAAUGAGCGCGGCUUCCAUUGCAAUAAAAAGCAAGUUAUGUCCAAGAUAAACGGAAGUCCUCUGCAGUGCAGAGACCGCCCCCACGCUCUCUUUGUACCACCAUCGUGUACUCUUUUGUAAAAAGGACACGACUGCGCCACGUUACCGCCACAGUCUGACCACUUGAGGGUUCUAGGGUGAACCCUGAUGGGUUUUAGUGAGUUUCAUUUGGGUUAUGUUCUGACUAGGGAUGCAACGAUACCACUUUUUUCCAAACCGAUACUUGGAUCUGAGAACUUACCGAUACCGAUACUUCUACCACACAAAGAAAUGCUAUGAUUUGGAAUACAGAUUUUAUUUUCUUCUCUGCUUUCAACAGGAAAAGACUGUGAGGUAGAUAAAAAGUAAAAUAUAUGAAUGGAAAUCAUCACAAAACUAAAACAUUAGGUGAACAGAAAUGACAAGUUAUAGUGAAGCCAUUUUCAAGCAACUGCAUUGGUAUCGGUUAACUUUUACAGAUACCGAUACUGGUAUUGGUAUUGGUGCCGAUACCAAUACCAGUAUCGUAUCGGUGCAUCCCUAGUUCUGACAAGCAGCAGAAUAGGAGAGGAACAUCAGACAAGUGCAGAAUAAGGCUGGGCGACGUGGCCUAAAAUGGACAAUAACUACAUGUAUGCACUAAAACAAGUUGUCCACUAGAUGGGGCUGUUGCAUGUAUUAUGCCUGGUCCUUAAAGGAACGUGAACAUCACCAACCUGCACACAUAUUUUCUUUUUUUUAAUUACCAAAUUUAUUGUCAUUGGGAAAAUAUCUGAGUCAGAAAUUUUGACAACGAUAACAUUUAGAUGUAUUGCCUAGCUCAGUGCAGAACCAUCACACCUGGACUCUGGAUCUGCUCAUGCUCCUCUGCUGGAGUGGGUUCUGAUCUGUUCUGCAGCCACGUGUCCUUGUACACUCCUACAGGUUAGAUCCACACCUGGAGGUGGUUACUGCUCCCAGCCAAACAGAAAAGCUUCAGAGUGACACUCCUAGAAAACAAACAGCUGAGAUCAUGAUAAUGAAACUGCUAUGGCGGGUUAAAGGUACGGUUUCACCUAUCGGUGUUUCGGAUUUUUAAAAGUGCAAUCAGAAAAUUUUACAGUUGUUUUUUUUUUUUUUUUUUUUGCGUCUUGUUUUUUACAGAACACAAAGAGCCCAUGCUUUGAUAAUUAAAGGUGCAGUAUGUAAGAAUAUAGUGAGAAUUUUACAGUGAAAAAAUCCCAAAAGAGUAAUUUUUCAGUCAUGUUGGAAGGAAGGUUUGACUGAAACAUGUGUCAUAUCCCGCUGGCUGCUGGACUGUCCGAUUUUCUCCUUUCAAAACGAAGGAGGGACGUAACUGUUUACCAUCAGUGUGUGUGGGGUUUUUGUUUCUUUAUAUAACAAAUUUAAAAACAGCAUUACAGCAGACCAAAGCGCUGAACAGGUGGGGUUACCGUGUCUCCUGCGAGCUAAUGCUGCAGCGUCGACAACUUUAAUUUGAUGACUGCCGGCAACAAGCUCCAGAGUUGUCGCAGUAACCAGAUUUAACCACAGGAUGCCAUUUUUACUUCAUUUCUACAUAAUGCACCUUUAAAAACUGUUUACAGAGAACAGAUUGUGGUACUGAUGCUGUUUUAGGUUAUAGCGGGGAGGAUUUCUGAAGGCACUUAAACUCGUGUUAAAGGUGUAGAUUUAGUUUCUCUGUGGGAAACGUUUCUGCUCCACACACGGUGUGGAAACGGACUCCAACUGCGUUUUAACGGCGACCCAAACGGAUCUGUGAAACAGAACCUCCUGCAGAGUCGGCCUCUGAUCAGAGAGAACGAUUCUUAACUGUCUGGUACUGAUGGAGGUCCUCGCCCGCUGCACGGAUAAACCUUCAUCACCUUUAUGCACUAGUGAUGAUUCUCUCACGCUUUCUCUCCGUUUCCUGUUUAGCUGAAGCAGUUCGCUUCAAAAACCUUUUCUUUGCACACUUGAGACUUUUUAUUUAAUUGUGUGUGUGUGUGUGUGUGUGUGUGUGUGUGUGUGUGUGUGUGUGUGUGUGUGUGUGUGUGUGUGUGUGUGUGUGUGUGUGUGUGUGUGUGUGUGUGUGUGUGUGUGGGGUCUAGUUACCCUCUAUCGAAUGUAACGUGUCAUUUGUUCUUCACCACAGUGGAUUAACUCUUCAGUAUUUACACCUGUAGUUCUCUUAUUAGCCACUGCUGCCACUCCUGUGUGUGUGUGUGUGUGUGUUUUGUGCAUUUACUGCAGAACUUGCUCCUUGGAUCCUGCACCCAAAAUGCCUCGAGCGUUCUGACUGUAGAGGGUGGGAACAUGAAAACAAUAAGAAAAUGUACAAAUGUGUAAAAUCAAAUUGUAUGUUUUAUUUGUUUUUAAAGAAAAGUCCUCUUGUAUCCUGUUUGGUGUGUGUAUGUUGUAAAAGAAGCCAUGUUUAUAAUUCAAAUUGGUUUGUGACCAAUGCGCCUGUUUAUAUCAGAUCUGUAUAUCAGUGGUACGCAUCAUUUUUAAUAUAUAUUUUUUAUUUUCCUUUUUUAAUGGGAGAUUUUAUGCAUGGUUGGGUCCCGAGAGACGCAGCGGUGCCGUCGAAUGGUUGCUGUUUUGUGGAGUAUUGCAACAGCUCUGUGUUCAUAAUUACAAAUUAUGAUGAGGAAAAUAAUAAAAAAUAUUUAUUUCA